This is a messenger RNA of Punctularia strigosozonata HHB-11173 SS5, 605 nucleotides long. RefSeq lists its product as uncharacterized. Bases 111 to 518 code for a protein of 135 amino acids. The transcript has 2 exons. The record is from RefSeq and is a predicted model, not a curated record. NCBI's taxonomy places the organism in Eukaryota, Fungi, Basidiomycota, Agaricomycetes, Corticiales, Punctulariaceae.
ACAACAUGCACAACGCUUCGGAGGUUAUAAAGAGAAUAGCUGGAAACGACUAGCUCUCGCACAGCCAGAACAACAUUACUAUCACUCCUCCUUCUCAAGAGAGAAAACGCAUGAACCUCCGUCUUCGCGCCAGUCCCCAGAGCAAGGGCGAGGCGGCGAGCUCGAGCUCGGAUCACUCCGACCACGAGGAUGGCCUCUGUCCCAGGAGCGACAAGGACAUGCCCCCGGAUGGUACAGAAGAAGUCAUGGAAUGGCGGGAGGGCUGCCAUAGGAUCAUCGAACGACGUAAAGGUCCCGGAGACGAUGUGGAGGUUGAGAUUAUUCGCAACUUCUACGGGCCAAGUAGUGCACAGAAGUGCAUGAAGCUCAUCCAUGGUGCAUCCGAAAGUGUCAAGAAAGCCUUGCGCGGCGAGCACGUCGAAGGAGUUGCGACCACCUACCACAAACUUCCUUCUGGCACCCCCUCGGAUCACGAGCAUGUCAGCCCCGAGCCCAAGUAUCCUUGGACCAAAUCUUGAGGCUCUUGAAUCAUUACUGUUACCUCAUUGGAUACCUAACCUGUACACUCGUGUAACGAUACCCUACUACAUUGCAUUUACCAAUAU